Anolis sagrei ordinatus is the source of this 4458-nucleotide messenger RNA. The record is from RefSeq and is a predicted model, not a curated record. NCBI's taxonomy places the organism in Eukaryota, Metazoa, Chordata, Lepidosauria, Squamata, Anolidae.
CCUCAUUGUUUUUCCUCCCUGCCAGGAUAUGACCGAGAGGCCUUACAACGACCGUUACGCAUCCUCCUGAUUCUUCAGUCGAGAAAAGCUCACUCCGAAAGCACCGCUUCUUCAUGUUAGAAAAGGAAACUACCUCAACGCAGAGAAGAAGAAGAAACGGAACGCCUUGCAAUACGACAAAAACACUCCUGAACGAGAUGAGUUGUAGCCAAGGCUCCAGGACAGGGACCUGGCUUUGUUUUUCUCCCUCUCAGUAUUAAGAUGGGAAGGAUUGGAUUUGACUGACGGGUUCUGUCAAACCAGACGCGAGGGAAGGCCUGCCUUGGGCUGAGGAUCACUGUUGAGCAGUGGUCCCCAAAGAGGUUCGUUGUAGGACUUUAUUGGCGUGAAAUGGAUGCGAACAUCCGGUGCGAGCCGCGUGUGGACAGGCAAAGACGGGCAGCUUUGAAACCAUGCCUUUGUUCCGCUCCGUAGAAGCGCCAGGCCCAAAACCAACAGUAUUCUUUGCUUGAAGCACCCACGGCUUGCUUUUUUACGGUUCUCAUUUGCAGCGGGACUGCGUCUGGACGCUGAACACGGCCGGCAGUUGAGUCUCCCAAUCGCCCACUUUGUCGUCGUUUUGCGCCUUGUCGAUUCUCCCAAUUGUCCUCCUCGUUGUUACUUUGCGUCCUGCGUUCAAGUUGAUUCUCCCAAUUGCCCUCCUCGUCGUCACUUUGCGUCUUGCGUUCAAGUCGAUUCUCCCAAUUGCUCGCCUUGUUGUCGUUUUGCAUCCAAGAUGCUCUCCUCGACCAUGACGGGCUUGCUCCUCUCCUCCGGCUCGCAGAGGUAGAUUCCCGAGAGAAGAGUCCGGUCGCUCUGAGAAGGCCUUGGCCCCGCCCUUCCUUAUGUAUUGCUGCAGUGCACAAGAGAGCAAGAUGGACUACAAGCGGCGCUUUUUGCUUGGCGGGUCCAAGCAGAAAGUGCAGCAACACCAGCAGUUCCACGUGUCGGAGCUGGGCAAGGCCUUGGGCGCGGCGUCGGCAUCGGCCCCCGUCCCGGCCUCUCCGGCCUCCCCGCUGCUCUCCUCCUCUUCCUCUUCCUCCUCGUCCUCCUCCUCUUCGGCGGCAUCGGCUGCGGGCGGCUGCAGCCAGGCCACCCCCGUGGCCGACAUCCAGCAGGGCAUCUCCAAGUACCUGGACGCCCUCAACGUCUUCUGCCGCGCCAGCGCCUUCCUCACCGACCUCUUCAGCAGCGUGUUCCGGAACUCGCACUACGCCAAGGCAGCUAUGCAACUCAAAGACGUGCAGGAACACGUCAUGGAGGCGGCCAGCCGGCUCACCGCAGCAAUAAAGCCCGAGAUCGCCAAAAUGCUCAUGGAGCUGAGCGCCGGGGCAGCCAACUUCAAGGAUCAGAAGGAGUUCAGCCUACAGGAUAUUGAGGUGAGCAACGAGACUCUGCUGUAUGGCUGUUUCAUACCUGCUGCGUUUUGUGCCUUGUGUCCGAAGGCCACGUCACGACUGCGGGAAAGAGGCUGCGACGGCUGCUUGGCCGGCCUUGAGGUCCAGCAACUCUUCUGCUCCCAGAGCGUGGCCAUCCCUGAGCACCAGCUGAAGGAACUCAACUUGAAAAUAGACAGCGCUCUGCAGGCGUAUAAAGUGGCCUUGGAAAGCCUGGGCCACUGUGAAUAUGCAAUGAAAGCCGGCUUCCACUUGAACCCAAAGGCGAUUGAAGCGAGCCUCCAGGGCUGCUGCAGCGAUGCGGAGGCCCAGCAGGCCGGGCGGAGGCAGACCCCUCCCCAGCCCAUCCAGUGCGAGCUGCCCACCGUCCCCAUCCAGAUCGGGCCCCACUUCUUGAAAGGCAUCUCCUUCAACGAGUCGGCGGCCGAGAACCUCAAGCUGAAAACGCACACGAUGAUCCAGCUGAUGAAAGAGGCCGGGUGCCACAACGGGGUGACCCCGCGGGACGACUCCCCUGUGACGGAGGUCCUGAACCAAGUCUGCCCAUCCACGUGGCGUGGAGCCUGCAAGACGGCGGUGCAGCUACUCUUCGGGCAAGCUGGAUUGGUGGUUGUGGACACAGCGCAGAUCGAAAACAAAGAAGCCUAUGCGCCUCAGAUCAGCUUGGAAGGCUCCAGGAUUGUGGUUCAAGUGCCCUCGACUUGGUGCCUGAAAGAAGACCCUGCGACCAUGUCUUUGCUGCAGAGGAGCCUGGACCCAGAGAAGACCUUGGGCCUGGUGGAUGUGCUCUACACGGCCGUGUUUGACCUCAACCGGUGGAAAGAAGGAAGAGAGCAAGCCUUGCCCUGCAUCCAGAUCCAGCUCCAGCGUGAGGUCUGUGACUUCGGGGGCCACAUCGACCUUCCCCCCGGGAACGGAAGCAAGUCGAGUGGUGGCUUGCAGAAGACGUUCUCCAAGCUGACCUCUCGCUUCACAAAGAAGGCCUCCAGCGGCGGGAGCUACUCCAUCCCGGGCACCCCUUCCAAAACCCUCUUUGUCACCAAUCACCACUCGGAGGAGAAAGCCCGCCUGCAGAGUAUCCUGACCAUCGGGAGCUUCCCCCGCUCCGUCGAAGCCGCUCCGGCCGCGCCGACAGUCAACGGGCUCUUCCCGGAGAAGGCGGAGCGCGGCGGGAAGGACGCCAAGGGCAUGAAGCUGCCCACCGACCAAGAGAUGCAGGAGGUGAUCGACUUCCUCUCCGGCUUCAACCUGGGCAAGUCCCAGCAGGCCUCCCCGCAGGUGAAGCGGAGGAACUCGGUCGCCUCGUCCUCGGCGGCGGCGGAGCAGAAGCCGGCAUCGGCGGCGGCGCAGCACCAGCCUCAGUCUUCCUCUCACACGCCUUUGCACCACCUUCCGCAAGGGAUGCCUCCCCAACAGCAGCAGCAGGCACCCCAAAAGGGCCCCCAACCACCCCAGUUCUAUCAGCACUUGCUCCAGCCCAUUGGGACCCAGCAGCAGCCGCCACCGCAACAGCAGCGCCCGCCUGGCAAAUGGCCGUCCAACUCCGGCCAGCCGUCUGCCCCCGCCGUGAGCCCGGGGCUGCCUCACCUUCCCCAUUGGAGCAGCCACGGCUUCUCGGACCUCAGCUCCGACCUGUACAGCUUGGGCCUGGUCAACAGCUACAUGGACAGCGUGAUGUCGGAGAUGCUGGGACAGAAGCCGCCGCCGGGGCCCCGGAACAACACCUGGCCCAACCGCGACCAGAGCGACGGGAUCUUCGGCAUGCUGGGAGAGUUCCUGCCUUUUGACCCUGCAGUGGGCUCCGACCCGGAGUUUGCCCGCUACGUGGCCGGGGUGAGCCAGGCUAUGCAGCAGAAGAGGCAAGCCCAGCACUUCCGCCGGCCCGGCAGCAAUGCCCGCAGCAACUGGGCCCCUCCGGAUGACCCUCACCGGACCUGGCCCUUCCCAGAGUAUUUCAACGAAGGGGAGAUGGCAAACAGCUGGUCCGGCACUCAGGGAGACUCCGCCAGCUCCAGCGACGAGACGUCCUCCGCCAACGGAGACAGCCUGUUUUCCAUGUUCUCAGGGCCGGACAUCGUCGCCGCCGUCAAGCAAAGGAGGAAACACAGCAGCGGGGAGCAGGACCCGAGCACACUGCCUUCGCCACCCCUCCUCUCGGCCACAGAUGACCACAAUCAGGAAAACAAAACCAAAACCUGGCCCCCAAAAGCCCCCUGGCAACACGCGCUGCCCAACCCGGGACUCUCCUUGUUCCAGAUGACCGGUCCAGCCGGCGCCGCAUCUGGAACCUCGUCCACCGGACAGUGGAACGACGCCUUGCAGAUCCUGCAGUCCCCGGUCUGGUCCAACGACUGCGCUCCUUCCUCCUCCUCCUCCUCUUCCUCCUCCACGUUUGCCUAUGCGCCGCCGCAACCACAACAACAGCAGCAACAGCAAUCCCCUCCGCAGCACAAACCUAUGAACAAGGGCUUCAAACCGUUCCCGGUCAAGCACGAGCGCCGUCCCUCCUACAUGCAUCAAUAUUGACGGCGAGGUGAGUUUUGCCACCACCGGAGCCACGGUCAAAGCGGGCCGGACCCUAGACUUUGGCCCUGCGCCGCCUUUACGGUGGCGCAGGGCCAAAGUCUAGGGUCCGGCCCGCUUUGACCGCCGUCGGCUCCCUCCCAAACCAUUACAAACACCUUCAGAAAUCACACUUUUCUCUUCUCUCAACCCCUUCUUCCAUCCUCCCUUUUUCCCCCCUUCUUGAGAUCUUGCUAAGCAAAAAAAUAUAUGGUGCCAAGUGUCCAAACACAAAACACAACCCCCCCAAUUAAAAAAAAACUGUGAUUGACGCUCUCGCAGAACGAAAACACUGGUUUUUAAAAUAUAUUUGUCAUAUAAUAGGGUGAAAAACGAAAAGGAAACGUUGAAUGUUUUCGUUUUUGCUCCUCUUUUUUUUUUUUGCUCAGUUCUUCCUUUGGAAAUCUGCUCCGAAGAGUCGCUUUCUUUUUGUAACAUGCUACACAAAAGGAAGAGCGAC